Molecule: messenger RNA, 7627 nt
Organism: Tympanuchus pallidicinctus (lesser prairie-chicken)
Lineage: Eukaryota; Metazoa; Chordata; Aves; Galliformes; Phasianidae
Gene: AEBP2
Product: AE binding protein 2
Exons: 8
Coding region: 256-1725 (489 amino acids)
Biological process (GO): regulation of transcription by RNA polymerase II
Cellular component (GO): ESC/E(Z) complex
Source: RefSeq, a predicted model, not a curated record
UUGUCCCCGGGCGCCUUCCGUAGCGCGUGCGGCGGUGGAGGUUCGGGCCCCUCCUCUUUGCGGCUCGCGCCGCCGCGCGAUUGUGCGGGUGAGAAGGGCGAGGGCGGGGGGAGCGCGGCCGCGCGCACACACAAACCGGGCCACGCGCGCACCGGCCGCGCGCACGCCACUGCGCGCGCCCGGCUCGGCUCGGCCCCGUUCGGCUCGGCUCGGCCCCAUUCGGCUCGGCUCGGCUCGCAGAGACUCGCAGGCGCCAUGGCGGCCGCUCGCAGCGACAUGGCGGAGCCGGAGGGGCUUCUUCCCGGCGAGGCGGCGGCCGCCGCGGCUGAGGAAGAGGAGGAGGCGGCGGCCUCCGCCGCCGCCGCCGGGGUCGGCUCCUCGUCGUCGCCUCCGUCCUCAGCGGCGGAGACGGAGUCGCUGCUGCUGCUGAACGGCGAGGCGGAGAGCAUGUCGGAGCCCAGCCCGGAGAGCGCCAGCCAGGCCGGGGACGGGGAGGACGAAGACGAGGAGGAGGAGGAAGAGGAGGAGGAGGAGGGCGGCGAGGAGGAGGAGAGCAGCCUGGUGGGCAGCAGCAGCACGAGCAGCGGCUGCUGCAGCGACGAGACCCGCUCGCUCAGCCCCGGCGGCAGCAGCGAGGCCGACGCCAAGGAGGAGCCCAAGGGCCCGCGGGGCGGCCAGGAGGGCGGGCUGGGCCGCGGCGGCGGCGGCGGCGGCGGGAGCAGCUCCAGCAGCGUGUCCAGCGGCGGCGACGAGGGCUACGGCACCGGCGGCGGCGGCGGCAGCAGCGGCAGCAGCAGCUGCAGCGCCGCGUCGGGGGGGCGGCGGGGCAGCCUGGAGAUGUCCUCGGACGGGGAACCGCUGAGCCGCAUGGACUCGGAGGACAGCAUAAGCAGCACUAUUAUGGAUGUAGACAGCACAAUUUCCAGUGGACGUUCAACUCCGGUGAUGAUGAAUGGACAAGGAGGUCCUGCCUCCUCUGCAAAAAGCAUUGCUUAUAACUGUUGCUGGGAUCACUGCCACGCUUGCUUCAGCUCCAGCCCGGAUUUGGCAGAUCAUAUUCGCUCCAUACAUGUGGAUGGUCAGCGAGGAGGGGUGUUUGUUUGCUUGUGGAAAGGUUGCAAAGUAUAUAAUACACCUUCAACAAGUCAAAGUUGGUUGCAGAGACAUAUGCUGACACACAGUGGGGACAAACCUUUCAAGUGUGUGGUUGGUGGGUGCAAUGCCAGCUUUGCAUCUCAGGGAGGACUUGCCCGUCAUGUGCCCACACACUUCAGCCAGCAAAACUCUUCAAAAGUUGCCAGUCAGCCAAAGGCCAAAGAAGAAUCUCCAUCUAAAGCUGGAAUGAAUAAAAGAAGAAAGUUAAAGAAUAAGAGACGGCGAUCAUUACCAAGACCUCAUGACUUCUUUGAUGCACAAACACUGGAUGCUAUAAGACAUCGAGCCAUCUGCUUUAACCUCUCAGCGCAUAUAGAAAGCUUAGGAAAAGGCCACAGUGUUGUAUUUCACAGUACUGUAAUAGCUAAAAGAAAAGAAGAUUCUGGAAAAAUAAAACUCUUGCUUCAUUGGACACCAGAGGACAUUCUGCCUGAUGUGUGGGUAAAUGAAAGUGAGCGACAUCAGUUAAAAACUAAAGUAGUUCAUUUAUCAAAACUACCAAAAGAUACUGCCUUGCUUCUGGACCCAAACAUAUACAGAACAAUGCCCCAGAAGAGGUUGAAGAGGUAAAAACCAAGCGAAUGGGGACAGCUGCAGUCUUAGUCACUGACAAUGGAUUUAGAAAUAAAGUUGCACAUUAGUCAAAUCCCAUCUUUUUUUUUUAUAAAUAUUUAUGCUUAGUGUAAACAUUCUGUGAAUGAAGUUGAUGCUUCUGUGGAAUAUAUUAAUAUAUUACUGUAUAUCCACAUUUUCAUGGAAUGGUACAGUGGGAGAUUGAGCAAACACUCUUCUGGCAACUUAGUGGAACAACUAAAAGGCUUUGCAUGCUUUCUUCUUUAAGCUGCUUUUUUUCUUUAGUGAAUACAAUAGUUUAUAUUGAUGAAAAGAAAGUAACCGUCGCCAUUUACUCACAAUUCCCAAGAGAACUGCUAACAAGCUAUUAGGCUUCUUAUCAGUGUGAACUAAAUAUAACACAUGCCAGACAAUAAAACAGCUACCAAGGGGUUAUCCUGUCACCCUUUCAAUAUGGUGGAUAGUAAUCAUUUGUCAUUUGUAACUUCGUGUCCUUUUGCAGAUCCGUAAAAUAUAUUGAAUAAUGUUUAAGGAAAACCAAGAAAAAGCAAGAAACGUGUUGAUGGAAUGCUUGUCUUUUCCAUUCAACUCUGAAUACAUAUAGUACGGUUUAAAGAUGUUAAGAGUGUUGCAGUAUGUCUGAUCCCCCUUUUCAGGAGUGGUAUAGUAUGUUAAUGAAAUCUUUUUUUUGUGAUUCAUAUCAAUGGACGGUUUUUGAAAAACCUUUACUUAAGCAGUUAGUGUUAUUUGUGUUUUAUUUUUACUUUUUUGAAUCUGUAGAAUCCCCAUUCACUUGUAAAGUAUACUUUUUUUAUUUGGCCUAAUGUUUUCUAGUUGUAAAGAAAAUGGUAUUUUUAAAAAAAAUAUCUAGAAAUUCAAUCCUUUAUGCACCAAAGUUGGCUUUGAAAAGGAAAGUAAAAUCACUUUCUUGCUUAAUAAGCAAGAAGCCGUGGAUUUUUUUAACUGACAAAUAGAGAUGUGUCUAACCUGUUAGUCUUUGUAUGGAGACAAAAAUGUUGCAUAUAGAUAAUAGGACAUUGCUUGUAAAUAUUUCAGCAGAUUUGUAAUAUAUUUUUAUAUUAUGAAAUGUACUGUAGAUGUUUUUCUAGAGGCAUGAAAGUUAAAAUGUAUAUAUUACGGUAGAAAUAAUAUUGAAGGAUAUUGUAAUUCACUAGUGCUGCCAGAAGAAUUGUUUAAAAAAAGCACCUUCCUUAACAAUAAAAAACCCUUCUUUUACAUACCUAAGGGACUAUAUACUACUGUUAAUAUCUGUUGUAAGAACAAAAACACAUUGAACAUCCUUCCCAGAAGUCUUUGAGGGAUGAAUAGUACCCAUAAUUAAUUCAUGGCGCUCCUUUCUAAUAGUGAACACAAAAUUAGUUUUUUUCCUUGCUAUUGGAAGGAACUAAUACGUAAAAUUUAUAUGGAUAUAUGCAGUCAAACUGCAGAGUUAGUCCUCCUUGUUGGGGAGGAGUUUACUACAGUGAAACUAAUAACCAGCAGUUUUUACACUAAAUCUUUAUUAAAUAGAAUAAAACUUAGAAGUAACCCUUUGGUUGCGGAAGUGAGCGCACCCUAGUACAAUACAAAUGCUUUCUGCGUUGGUACUGACAUGAGAGUCUUGCUUAGCUCCAAUGGGUUAAAAAUAUUACUUAUAUACAUGAAAAAAAAAAUCUUAUCAAGCAAAAUAAAGUGCAGAUUAAAAGCACCACUAAUAUAAGAUGUUCUGGAAUGGUUGUUUAAUAAGGGUAUUAUUCAUAAAAUCUGUUGUGAUGUGACUUUAUUUUUGGAAAAAAAAAAUGCAGUGUUUUUUUUUUUUUUGCUUGAGCACUUCACCUACUGCUUUUUCUGUACCUAUAAAAUAAUCCACAAUCUUUGUUUCUUUUAUGAAUUUGUUAUAAAAUUGCCAAAUAGAAGUGUUUCAGAUAUAGUUUGUAUUUGUAUUUUUUUAAUUUUAUUGCUUCAUGAGUUUCUUGUAAGUCAUUUAUAAUUGACAGAUGAUUGUAGACCUUGCCUGAGUAUUUUUUCUAAUAAAACAAAGCAAACAAACCUCAUUAGCUUCACAAUUGUAAGAUUUCAAUGAAGUUUUCAAAGGUAAAUAUAAGCAUGUCACUAAUUUUUUUUUUUUUUUUUAUCUAGAAAGAGUGAAACACAUACAUUUAAACAAUUGGGAAUUUGGGAAGUCAAUCAUAUAUUCUUCAUGUAAGCUUUGACUUUCUUUUCCUGGGUAUAAAAAAAGUAUUUUCAGGUUUUCUCAUGAUCCAACUUGUCUUUUGGAAGGAAAAAAAUAAGUGUAAGACCAAAGCAUCUGGGAACAAAAUAAUAUAUUAAUUGUUUCCCGUAGAGUCAAAAGGUAAGUGGAUUUGUGGCAAUUUUAACACAAAGGUAUAGAAUUGAAAUAAUAAAAAACAUUUUACAUAAGAGUUUUUUUUUACGUACACAUUUUUUAGAAUGCACUUUGACAAUGUUCUGUGUUUUGGAUGAUACUGACUACUCUAAAGGUGUGCUUCAUUGUUUUUUCUGCCCCCUCCUCCCACCUCUUACAAAUUCCAGUUGUGACAGAGUAACCAGGCAGGUGGAACUGACAUGGCAUAGGAGUUCUGAGAAAUAUUGUUCUAUUUUUCAUACUGUUUUUCUUGAAAUGCAUUAAUAAUUAAUUCUUCUCUCAAUUCUUGAGCAGUUACAGAUAUCUUAGUUCUGGGUGUAACAUGUAGAGGCUUCCUCCUAUUGUUCUAAGCAACAUUCCUUUUUCCAGUUACUUAGAUUUUCCAGUUAGCAGCAGAAUGCAUCUCCUCCCACUUGGACUGUUCAUUUUCUUUGUAGAAAUAUACUGUAAAGACACAGUUAUUUACUCUUAACUGCAAGCUGUUUCCUGCAAGAUCUGGGAAGUGUAAAAUUUUAGUAAUUUUGCAGUUGAAUUUUAAUCUGGAGUACGUAUUUCAUGAGGCUCGAGGGAACUGGGCAAGUUCAGCUAGAUAAGAGGAGUCUUUUGGAGGAACCUAAUGUCAGUGUUUCAGUAGCUAAGCAGUUACCAAGAAGGUAGAGCUAGGAUUACUAGAACUGCAUAGCAGGAGAAGGAGUUGUCAUCGGUGGUCAUGAAAUAGAAUUUUUUUUUUUCUCUCCAUCAUGAGGAAGGUUGAACAUUGGAACACAGCACUUAGAGAUUGUGAAAUCCCUGUUCUAGGAAGCUUUCAAGUUCCAGGCAAAGCCCUGAGCAACUUGGUCAGGAUUCAUUGUUAGUGCUGUGCUGAGCUGAAGAUCAGAUUAGAUCCUUUUCCAAGGAAGCUCUCCACAUGAAUAAUCCUGUGUUCUGAUUCAGAAGGAAGUUGGCUUUCUCCUUCAGCCUUGAACUCAGGUGGGCAUCAGAACUGUUUGCUAGCAUGAUCUAAACAUAGCUGUGUUCAUAGAUCAGGGCUAGAAUUGGAGUUGUUUGAUAUGAAAAUUAAUCGGUUGUGGCAGUGACUUGGAUCUGGGGCUUUAGUCUACAUUUUUGUUGGCAUCCUACGUAGCUGAUCUUCAGUGGCACUGUCGUAAGGUAAAUGCUGGGGCAUGAAGAUGUGGGGACAGUGAUGUGGGGUGCAGUGUUUGCUCAUUUACUGUUGGGUGACAGCAGCAAAGAUUUUCGUAAAUGUCGUCUUAGAUAUUAUUCAGAAAUGAUAUCUUAGAUCAUCCUACUUCUGGGACAUCUUCAAAGAACAUGUGCUGAACUCUGUUCUAUAGCAGUUCUGAUUUUCAAGAGAUACAGUACACCCAAAGACCUGUACCCGAAAUUACCAGUCCUUUUGCAGUGUGUUGUCUUGACUUUUACAGUUUUCUAAGCAUGACUAACAGGAUUUUGAAUGAAUUUUGGGAAUGAAGAUCAUGUCUGUCUUUUGCUUGAGUGGAAAUUCUUGUUUGGGAAAACUUCCUGCUGUUUGAGGAUAGCAUACAGCUGAUGGUUUGAUAUUAGAUCUUAUUCUGCCUUUAAAAUUACUUCGAAAAUAAAUGAGGCAGAAACACAUCAGUUGCAUAUAAGUACUUUCUCUUGAGUAACUGUUUUUUCACAUUUUGCCCUGAUUGCCAUAUAUACAGCACUUAGCAUUUUUUUUUUCUUCACUUACGUAAGUCCACUACAUAAUAACCCUAUGCAGUGCUUCAGACUUGGGGAUGAGUGACUGAAUGACUCUAAAGAGGAAAUGGACCUGGGAGCAUUGGUUGAUGCUCGACUGAGCAUCAGCUGACAGUGUGCCCAGGUGGCCGAGAGGGCCAACAGCAUCCUGGCCUGCAUUAGAAAUAGCAUGGCCAGCAGGAGCAGGGAGGUGAUCAUCCCCCUCUACUCAGCACUGGUGAGGCUGCACCUUGAGUACUUCACUACAGGAAAGACAUUGAGACCCUGGAGCAUGUCCAGAGAAGGGCAGUGAAACUGGUGAGGGGUCUGGAGCACAAGUCUUACUUGUGUGGCUGAUGCAGGUGGGAUUGUUUAGUCUGGAGAAGAGGAGGCUCAGAGGAGACCUCAUUGCACUCUACAACUUCCUGAAGGGAGGUUGUGAUGAGGAGGGGUUUGCUCUCUUCUCCCAAGCAACAAACAGGACCCGAGGAAAUGGCUGCAAGUUGUACCAGAGGAGUUUAGGUUAGACGUGAAGAAGAACUUUUUCUCUCAGAGAGUGGUCAGGCACUGGAAUGGCUGCCCAGGGAGGUGGUGGAGUCGCCGUCCCUGGCAGUGUUCAAGAGGCGUCUGGGUGAGGAGCUGCGAGAUAUGGGUUAGUGCUUGUGGUAGCAGUGGUAAUGAGAAGAUGAUUGGACUAGAUGAUCUCAUAGGUUGCUUCCAACCUUGUGGCUCUAUGAUUCUAAGUCAUGGUAAGUAAUGGUAACAGUUUCCAAGUUAUGUUAGAACUUACAUCUGGACUAACUUGUGAACAAAUGAGUUAAUUAUGUUUAAAUCUACAUUAAUUUUAGGAAGAAUCACUGUUUGAUUUCUGUUUCUUACAGCUUUUUUUUUUUUUUUUUUUUUUUUUGGUGCAGCAUGUAAAUUGGUUACUAUAGGAAAAUUUGUCUUACUUAGUAUAUCAGUCUGAAAUUGAUGAUUUAUCCUCACUUUUAUCUCCCUGAUGUUUUACACUGUUUUAUGAAACAAAUCAUAAGCAUUUAUUUUUUCCACAUAAAGGUAUCAAAGUAUUAAAAAAAAAAAAAAAAAGUUGUCUAAUCAGGAACAUUGGUUUUUCUUAAAAAAGCAGUGAGCUGACUCUAUGGCUUCUUUGAUUCAUGUUCUAUCAGCUGUUAAAUAGAUGUUCUGUGAAUAGAUCCUAUAUACACAUGGCUUUGAAAAUAAAAUAAACAGCUUGAUCUGUAAAACAAUCAGGUCUAAACAAAACAUUCCAACAGCUGACGAUAGUCGUAACAUCACAUGGAUCUUCUUAAUCCAGUAAAGAUGCCCUUAGGCCUGUUAGUUAUCCUUGUAUUUGCUUACAUCAAGCUAAUACCCUGCUAAAUUAUGUUGCUUCAACUUUUAAUAAUUUUCUGAAUUAUGUGAUUUGAGAAACAAAAAAAAACACACCAAUCCUUUUCUGUUUUGUUUGAGCAGUACUAUGGAAAAAUAUUUUAAAAACAAGAAUACCUUCAUGUAUUUUCAGUGGGGCCCCCCUUUUUUUUUUUCUUUUCUAAGAACUGUGUGUUUGCAAAUACAAAAGCUGAGUUAGGACUAACAGAAUAAAGUCACAUUAAUACAGCUGUAGUCUUCUAAUGCUUAUAAUGGGAGCUUGCAGGUAUAAAUACAAGUGUGUAAUCUCCUGGAGUGUAUUUAUGAGAAUAAUUAAUACAAUGCCAGAGGGUUCCACUGCUGUAGUCUCUAAUUACAGUGUUUUUCUAAUAUAUUAUAAACUAAAAUUUGACGAACAAUAAAAUCUCAUACUCUGGAAAAUUA